Messenger RNA from Pisolithus orientalis, 1455 nucleotides. RefSeq names its product AOX, alternative oxidase mitochondrial precursor. Gene Ontology annotation, molecular function: alternative oxidase activity. The transcript has 10 exons. Gene Ontology annotation, biological process: alternative respiration. The coding region runs from base 52 to 1296 and encodes 414 amino acids. Gene Ontology annotation, cellular component: mitochondrion. NCBI's taxonomy places the organism in Eukaryota, Fungi, Basidiomycota, Agaricomycetes, Boletales, Pisolithaceae. The record is from RefSeq and is a predicted model, not a curated record.
ACGGCCCAUUUCGGAUGAUAUCGGGAUUGGACGGGUGCUCAGUCAGCAUAAAUGGGCUAUGUUGUGCGGUGGCGAAUGGCGUCUAUUGCAGUUUACUUCGUCUACAUCAUGUCCGCGUUGCUGAAAACUACCGUCCUCCGUUCUGUUGGUCAUCCGUAUCCAUUAAUUUUGCGCUCUGCUAUCGCCGAGUCAAGAAGAGCCCCUAACCGUUAUGCCGUAUUCACAUACCGAGCACAGCUCCAUACCGCGACAGUCAACCAGAACUCGUUGAGUAGGGCACAGAGGGACAGUGUAAGCACUGGUUCAGAAGGACCGCAUCCAGAAGACCUCGCGUUAUCAAAGAAGGGUGCAAUAGAGGACACUGAAAAGGCUACCACAGUUCCUCCUGCUGUUCACGGGGACUGGGUGCUGUUCCACCCUGUGUAUUCCCCAGAGGAACUCAAAGCUGUUGAGGUUCUUCACCGCCAACCCGAAACGUUUUCGGACAAACUCGCGCUUAACCUGGUCAAACUAUGCAGAUGGGGUUUCGACCUUGCCUCUGGGUAUAAACAUAAACCGUUACCCCCGAACAGUGGCAGUAUGUCGUUGGAAGAACUAAGGCGCGGGGGAUAUGUCCUCACAGAACAGGCGUGGUUGAUGCGGAUCCUGUUCCUUGAAACAAUAGCUGGCGUACCAGGCAUGGUUGCGGCUAUGUUGAGACAUCUGACGAGUCUCAGGUCAAUGCGCCGAGACUCUGGGUGGAUUCACACACUUCUAGAAGACGCAGAAAAUGAAAGAAUGCACUUGAUGACGUUUAUGGCUCUCAAGAAGCCCUCUAUAUGGUUCCGUGCCAUGGUACUCGGCGCACAGGGUGUAUUCUCGAAUCUGUUCUUUUUCUCGUACUUGAUAUUACCGAAGACGUGCCAUCGCUUCGUUGGCUAUUUGGAGGAAGAGGCUGUCUUGACUUAUACACGAUGCAUACAGGAAAUGGAAGCUGGGCACUUACCAGAAUGGACCGACAUGCCUGCGCCCGAGAUCGCCAAAGAUUACUGGCGGCUGCCGAAUGACGCAAAGCUUCUGGACGUCAUAUAUGCCGUCCGCUCCGAUGAGUCAACACACCGGUUCAUCAAUCAUAGCCUGGCCAAUCUGAACCCCAAAACGGACGUCAACCCUUUUGCCCUUCGUGAACCGGACAUGCAUGUCAAGGGCAAAAAACUAGGGUUUGAGAGAUCAGAGGCUGAGGAAUACGUUGCGGAAUCGCACAAGCUUUUACAUCAGGCUAAGCGUCCCAAGGUUGACGAGUCGGAACAAAAGUAGCCCUCAUGAAGUUUCAUCACUGUCACUUGAACAUUCAACUGGAUAAUAUUUACCGAGAAUCCCCACUCUAUAUAAUGCCUGUAAUCAUAUUCUACUUAGCUGUCGAAUAGCCAUUGGGAGUCGUCAACUAAUAGAUAGACAUGCGAAACAGACCCCGUG